CCUGCAGAGGCGCCACACCAUGGUGGCCCCAGGCCCCCUGGCCGUCACCCUGCUGCUGCCCAGCCUCACCCUGCUGGUGCUGCACCUCUCCAGCUCCCAGGACGUCUCCAGUGAGCCCAGCAGUGAGCAGCAGCUCUGCACCCGGAGGGAGCACCCCAUCGUGGCCUUUGAAGAUCUGAAGCCGUGGCUCUCCAACUUCACCUACCCUGGAGCCCGAGACUUCUCCCAGCUCGCCCUGGAUCCCGCCAGGAACCAGCUCAUCGUGGGAGCCAGGAACUACCUCUUCAGGCUCAGCCUUGCCAACGCCUCCCUCCUGCAGGCCACAGAGUGGGCUUCCAACGAGGACACGCGCCGCUCCUGCCAAAGCAAAGGGAAGACCGAGGAGGAGUGUCAGAACUACAUGCGCGUCCUGACCGUCGCUGGCCGGAAGGUGUUCAUGUGUGGGACCAAUGCCUUUUCCCCGGUGUGCACCAGCAGACAGGUGGGGAACCUCAGCCGGAUCAUCGAGAAGAUCAAUGGCGUGGCCCGCUGCCCUUACGACCCCCGCCACAACUCCACAGCUGUCAUCUCGUCCCAGGGGGAGCUGUACGCGGCCACAGUCAUCGACUUCUCAGGGCGGGACCCUGCCAUCUACCGCAGCCUGGGCAGUGGGCCGCCGCUGCGCACUGCCCAGUAUAACUCCAAGUGGCUCAAUGAGCCAAACUUUGUGGCAGCCUACGACAUCGGGUUGUUUGCGUACUUCUUCCUGCGGGAGAAUGCGGUGGAGCACGACUGUGGGCGGACUGUGUACUCUCGCGUGGCCCGCGUGUGUAAGAACGACGUGGGUGGCCGCUUCCUCUUGGAGGACACGUGGACCACGUUCAUGAAGGCGCGGCUCAACUGCUCGCGGCCGGGCGAGGUCCCUUUCUACUACAACGAGCUGCAGAGUGCCUUCCACCUGCCCGAGCAGGACCUCAUCUACGGGGUCUUCACCACCAAUGUAAACAGCAUCGCCGCCUCUGCUGUCUGCGCCUUCAACCUCAGUGCCAUCUCCCAGGCUUUCAAUGGCCCUUUCCGAUACCAGGAGAACCCACGGGCUGCCUGGCUCCCCAUUGCCAACCCCAUCCCCAACUUCCAGUGCGGCACCCUGCCCGAGGUGGGCCCCAACGAGAACCUGACGGAGCGCAGCCUGCAGGAUGCGCAGCGCCUGUUCCUCAUGAGCGAGGCCGUGCAGCCGGUGACCCCGGAGCCCUGUGUCACGCAGGACAGCGUGCGCUUCUCCCACCUCGUGGUGGACCUAGUGCAGGCCAAAGACACACUCUACCACGUGCUCUACAUCGGCACCGAGUCGGGCACCAUCCUGAAGGCACUGUCCAAGGCGAGCCGGGGCCUCCGCGGCUGCUACCUGGAGGAGCUGCACGUGCUGCCGCCUGGGCGCCGCGAGCCGCUGCGCAGCCUGCGGAUCCUGCACAGCGCCCGCGCGCUCUUCGUGGGGCUCAGCGACGGCGUGCUGAGGGUCCCACUGGAGAGGUGUGCCGCCUACCGAAGCCAGGGGGCAUGCCUGGGGGCCCGGGACCCGUACUGCGGCUGGGACGGGAAGCAGCGAAGCUGCAGCACGCUGGAGGACAGCUCCAACAUGAGCCUUUGGAUUCAGAACAUCACAGCGUGUCCUGUGCGGGACCUGACUCAGGAUGGGGGUUUUGGCCCCUGGUCGCCGUGGCAACCAUGUGAACACUUAGAUGGAGACAACUCAGGCUCUUGCCUGUGUCAGGCCCGAACCUGCAACUCUCCCCGGCCCCGCUGUGGGGGCCGUGACUGCCUGGGGCCGGCCAUCCAUGUUGCCAACUGCUCUAGGAACGGGGCCUGGACCCCGUGGUCGUCGUGGGCCCUGUGCAGCACGUCCUGCGAGAUCGGCUUCCAGGUCCGCCAGCGAAGUUGCAGCAACCCGACGCCCCGCCACGGGGGCCGCAUCUGCGUGGGCAAGAGCCGAGAGGAGCGGUUCUGCAAUGAAAACACACCCUGCCCGGUGCCCAUCUUCUGGGCGUCCUGGGGCUCCUGGAGCAAGUGCAGCAGCAACUGUGGGGGCGGCGUGCAGUCGCGGCGGCGGUCCUGUGAGAACGGCAACUCAUGCCUGGGCUGCGGAGUGGAGUUCAAGACGUGCAACCCCGAGAGCUGCCCUGAAGUGCGGCGCAACACGCCCUGGACGCCCUGGCUGCCCGUGAACGUGACGCAGGGCGGGGCGCGGCAGGAGCAACGCUUCCGCUUCACGUGCCGUGCGCCCCUGCCGGACCCCCACGGCCUGCAGUUUGGCAAGAGGAGGACAGAGACGAGGACCUGCCCUGCGGAUGGUUCGGGAGCCUGCGACACGGAUGCCCUGGUGGGCGACCUCCUGCGCAGCGGGAGCGCCUCUCCACACAUGGUGAGCGGGGGCUGGGCCACCUGGGGCCCCUGGUCGUCCUGCUCCCGGGACUGUGAGCUGGGCUUCCGUGUCCGCAAGAGAACGUGCACAAACCCAGAGCCCCGCAGUGGGGGCCUGCCCUGCGUGGGUGACGCGGCCGACUACCAGGACUGCAACCCCCAGGCUUGCCCAGUGCGGGGAGCCUGGUCCUGCUGGACCUCAUGGUCCCCGUGCUCAGCCUCCUGUGGUGGCGGCCACUAUCAACGCACUCGCUCCUGUACCAGCCCCGUGCCCAUCCCUGGCGAGGACAUCUGCCUGGGGCUGCACACAGAGGAGGCAGUCUGUGCCACACAGGCCUGCCCAGAAGGCUGGUCACCGUGGUCCGAGUGGAGUGCCUGCACUGAGGACAGAGCCCAGAGCCGCAGUCGGCACUGCGAGGAGCUCCUCCCUGGACCCAGCUCCUGUAUCGGAAACAGCAGCCAGAGCCGCCCCUGCCCAUACAGUGAGAUACCUGCGAUCUUACCCGCAUCCAGUGUGGAGGAGGCCAGCGGCUGUGGAGGGUUCAGUCUCAUCCACUUGGUGGCCACAGGCGUCUCCUGCUUCCUGGGCUCCGGGCUCCUGACCUUGGCAGUAUACCUGUCCUGCCAGCACUGCCAGCGUCAGUCCCAGGAGUCCACGCUCGUCCAUCCUGCCACCCCCAACCACCUGCACUACAAGGGCGGGGGCACCCCCAAGAAUGAGAAGUACACACCCAUGGAGUUCAAGACCCUGAACAAGAGUAACCUGAUCCCUGAUGACAGAGCCAAUUUCUACCCCCUGCAGCAGACCAAUGUGUACACGACCACCUACUACCCAAGCCCGCUGAACAAACCCAGCUUCCGGCCCGAGGCCUCACCGGGACAACGGUGCUUCCCCAACAGCUGAUACCGUCACCCUGGGACUUGGAGUUCUUGCCUUCCUGAGGCACAGAGCAGGUGGUCAUGGAACAGUGGAGCCCGUUUGGUCUUCUCCCUCCACAGGAGGCCAAAACUUGCUGCCUUGCCUGGUGGGGGCCAUUCCGGCUUCAGAGAGCUCUGGCUGGCGGUGACCAUGGGAGAGAGGGCUGGCUUCAGGCUAGCACGUGCUGCCGUUCCAGCCCACCCUGUCUCUCAUGGCCUCCCCAGCACCCACCAUCCUGCUGACCCACCCCCCUGCCAUGUCUGGGCUGCGGACCUGCGGCGCAUGUGAGCACUGUGAGAGCAGAGAUGGCAGGCAAGCGGGCUCCUUCAGCCUGGGUUGCAAGGACUUACAUAAGCCACGUCGGCCCCUCGCCGGCUGGCCCUAGGAAGGGCCUGAGCUACAGCCUGAUUGUCUCUGAGAGGAACUUGUUAAAUGGCUCCAGUAGCUCUGGGUUCUGGGCCAUUGUGGUGCUGCCCCAGUGUGACGUAGGGGACUCAGGCUGGCCCAGGCUUUCCACCCCUGCCUAGCAGUCUGCACUUUGCCCAGGGACAUUGCUCCUGUGUGAGGCAGUGAUAACUGAGCUGACUAGUGGAUGAUCUUUGCUGAGAAGCCCUUUCAUCUGGGCCAGCACAGGCUCAGCCUCGCCCUCGUCAGAGCGCAUAAGAGGUGGCCCAGGAGAAGAGGAGGCACCAGACCACAGGAAUCCGGCCCUUGAGUCUCUCUGGAGACUGUCUUCCAGUUGCUGCUCAACAGAGUUGUUAGCCGAGACUUGCUGGGAAGUCUCUGCUGACCCCUCAUUGGUUCAGGAACAUACCGAUACACGUACACACAGGUACAUACACAGGAACAUACCGAUUCAUGUACACACACACACCACACACACACACACACACACCACAGUCUGCUCCAGCAACAAACAAGAUGUUGGGCUGUGGCGUUAUUAAUUAAAGAUGGUAUCCAGUC
Messenger RNA from Echinops telfairi (small Madagascar hedgehog), 4279 nucleotides. RefSeq names its product semaphorin 5B (gene SEMA5B). Gene Ontology annotation, biological process: semaphorin-plexin signaling pathway; neural crest cell migration; negative regulation of axon extension involved in axon guidance. The record is from RefSeq and is a predicted model, not a curated record. Lineage: Eukaryota; Metazoa; Chordata; Mammalia; Afrosoricida; Tenrecidae. The transcript is spliced from 21 exons. Gene Ontology annotation, molecular function: chemorepellent activity; semaphorin receptor binding. The coding region runs from base 20 to 3301 and encodes 1093 amino acids.